Aspergillus puulaauensis is the source of this 1083-nucleotide messenger RNA. Its product is annotated as alpha/beta hydrolase. Gene Ontology annotation, molecular function: hydrolase activity. The record is from RefSeq and is a predicted model, not a curated record. Bases 1 to 1083 code for a protein of 360 amino acids. Lineage: Eukaryota; Fungi; Ascomycota; Eurotiomycetes; Eurotiales; Aspergillaceae. The transcript has 2 exons.
AUGUUUCGUGGUGGCGCCACGCAAAUAUAUAUAGCGGAAAACACCAGAACACACAAUGUACAAGCGAGACUACUUGAAUGCAGUCCCUUACUCGACAAAAUAAUGACAUCCUCACGCAGUAAAUUCGCUGCGUUCGAAAAGAAAGACAUAGUCUACACCACAGUCGCGCAGCACCAAAUCCAGGCCUCGGUCUUGACGCCCCGACGCGCAGCCGAUGAUAUCAGCCCUAAACGGGCCCCUACCACCGCCCCCGUCCUGGUCUACUGGCACGGAGGUGGAUUCAUUGUUGGGGACCGCCUAUACGAACCAUGGUGGCCAGUCUGGCUACUCGAGUUUGCUCUAGCUAAAGGCGCCAUGAUCAUCGCCCCGGAUUAUCGUCUCCUGCCUGAGGCGACGGGCGCAGACAUCAUGGACGACAUGCACGCCUUCUGGAACUGGUUUCUACACUCCCUACCUGGUAUUGCCGCAUCAGACUGUUGGGACCACUGGCCUGACGUCCACCGCGUCAUCUCUGCUGGGCACAGCGCAGGGGGGAGCCUCGCGUUGCAUUCCGCGAUGCAGCGUCCGGACGUCCCUGUCAGAGCAGUCCUAUCUCUAUACGGUCCAUUGUACUACGAUGUGCCCGAGUUGCGGACAGCGCGGCCAAGGCCAAUUCUAGGGGUUAUGCCGCCGCCGCCGCGUCAAGCGGAGGGGAUCAUCCGGACGUAUGUUCAGCGGACGAAGGGUACGGUGCGGACUGCCGGGGAUGUCCUGGAGAUGUGGGGGCUUGUCGCUUGUAUUCUGCAGCAGGGCCGAUUGCCGCGGAUGAUGAUGGCAAGGCCUGACCCAAGACUUGAUGCCCUGGCGGUUAUUGAGAGGAGGAAAUGGUGUCCGCCGAUUUGGGUGGUUCAUGGGGAGAGUGAUUCAGUGGUUCCUGCUAGUUGUUCAAUCGAAUUUGUCCGACGCGUAGAGCAGAUCGUGCCGGGGGUGCAGAAGAGACUGUCGGUGCUGCCUGGGGAGCAUAAUUUUGAUGCGUCGCUGGCUAUGGAGGAGCCUUGGAUAACGGACGGGUGCACCUUUCUUGAGAAUCACUGGAACGAAUAG